AUGUUUGAUUUCAAAAUUUUAGACAAACCAGCUGUCAUCUUUGACAAUGGAUCAGGAUUAUGCAAGGCUGGACUUGCUGGUGAUGAUACUCCAAGAUCAGUUAUUACCUCCAUUGUUGGCCAUUCCAAAGCAAAGUCAGCUAUGAUUGGAGGAAGUUAUCCUCAAUACUAUGUUGGAGAAGAGGCCCAGGUCAAAAGAGGAAUCUUAAAUUUGAACUAUCCAAUUGAACAUGGUAUAGUGACCUCUUGGGAUGACAUGGAAAAAAUCUGGAAAUAUAUGUAUGAUUGUGAACUUCAUUUGAAUUCAUCUGAAAGACCAGUGUUAUUGACAGAAGCUCCUCUGAAUCCACUAAAGAACCGAGAGAAGAUGGCUGAGAUAAUGUUUGAAAGCUUUAAUGUCCCUGCCAUGUAUGUGGAAGUGCAAGCUACUUUGGCGCUAUAUGCUACUGGCCGUACCACCGGCAUAGUUCUGGAUAGUGGAGAUGGUGUUACCCAUGCAGUGCCCAUAUAUGAAGGUUACUGCUUACCACAUGCAGUGUCUAGGAUUGAUAUUGCAGGCAGAGACAUCACAGAACAUCUUAUGAGGCUUCUUUUGGAAUGUGGACAUUCCUUUGUAACCACCGCAGAGAGAGAACUGGUAAAGGAUAUAAAGGAGAAGCUCUGCUAUGUUGCUCUGGAACCAAAAGUGGAGAUAAAAAGUAGAAAUGAAGAAAUUAUGAAAGAAUAUAAACUUCCUGAUGGAAAAAUAAUUACAGUAGGUAACCAACAAUUCCGUGCUGCAGAAAUACUCUUUACCCCAAGUAUUAUUGACCUGGAGAUCCCAGGGGUACAUAAAAUGAUCUUCGAUAGCAUAAUGAAAUGUGGCAUUGAUAUACGAAAGGAUCUGUACCGUAAUAUAAUUUUGUCAGGAGGUACCACUCUUUUGAAAGGAUUUGAUGAGAGGCUACUGAAAGAGAUGCAAACCCAAGUACCAACUGGCAUGCCGGUAACGAUAAUAGCACCGCCGGAAAGGAAAUAUAGCGUGUGGAUUGGUGCAUCCAUCCUUGCUUCCCUGAAAUCCUUCAGAAAUACGUGGAUCACAGUCGUGGCUUAUAAAGAACAAGGACCAUCUCUGUUUCACAAAAAUGCCUUUAAAAUGUCUCUUUUAUAA
Messenger RNA from Bombina bombina (fire-bellied toad), 1149 nucleotides. RefSeq lists its product as uncharacterized. The coding region runs from base 1 to 1149 and encodes 382 amino acids. The record is from RefSeq and is a predicted model, not a curated record. Lineage: Eukaryota; Metazoa; Chordata; Amphibia; Anura; Bombinatoridae. The transcript has a single exon.